This is a messenger RNA of Galeopterus variegatus (Sunda flying lemur), 803 nucleotides long. Its product is annotated as cadherin-like and PC-esterase domain-containing protein 1. The annotation marks the transcript as partial. The record is from RefSeq and is a predicted model, not a curated record. Lineage: Eukaryota; Metazoa; Chordata; Mammalia; Dermoptera; Cynocephalidae. The transcript is spliced from 6 exons.
GUUUGCUGAUUCACCCGGAGGAAACCUGCGGGUUACAGCCUAUUUCUUCUGACUACAUUGAAGCUGUUUCACAGCCUGAACUAAAGAUUUGUCCAUCUGGGGACACAAAAGGCCAGUGGAUUGUGCCGUGCCUAAGUUGUUCAGACAACAGGACCUGUGACUGGAGAGAAAUAACGUGGCAGCCCCACAACUGCCAAUAUGGUGUCCUAACUAAGCCCCAACUCCAGCAGUGCCUGAGAGGAAGGAAGAUUCUUUUUAUUGGAGAUUCAACCAACAGAGGGAUCAUGUACUAUCUGAUCGAAAGAGUGAAUGAAACGUUGCAGGAAUGGCAGAAGGUGCAUGGCACUAAAUUCUAUCACGUCAAUGGUGGGAAGACUUUGAUCAGUUAUUCCUACUAUCCCCAGUUCUGGAUAAGCCCGUCAUUGAGACCAACAUUUGAAAAAGCACUUGAACAUCUCUUGCAAAGAUCACGUCCCCUAGAGAAUACCAGCCAGACUGUACUGGUUGUUGGUGGUGUCCAGUGGCUUAAUUCCAAUCACCUGCAAAUUAUUCACAAGGUUUUGAAGAGGGAAAAUUUGCUCAAUAUCCUAGUGAUCAUCAAGACUUUGGGAAUUGGAUUUCAUCUACCAGUGGAUGGAGUGCAUUUCUUAACACAGAGUGAAGUACAGAACUUAUGGAAAGAAAAUUUGAUCAUCCUGGAUGCUGCAAAAAAAUAUGGCUACGAAGUAGUUGACACAUUUGCUAUAACAAUGGGGCGAUACAAAGAGUUUCUGCAGGGGAAGUGUGGAUGUCAUUUCCAUGAG